Messenger RNA from Anarrhichthys ocellatus (wolf-eel), 4713 nucleotides. It is a transcript of the gene mettl4, whose product is annotated as methyltransferase 4, N6-adenosine. Gene Ontology annotation, biological process: methylation. Bases 149 to 1519 code for a protein of 456 amino acids. The record is from RefSeq and is a predicted model, not a curated record. Lineage: Eukaryota; Metazoa; Chordata; Actinopteri; Perciformes; Anarhichadidae. Gene Ontology annotation, molecular function: nucleic acid binding; site-specific DNA-methyltransferase (adenine-specific) activity; RNA methyltransferase activity. Gene Ontology annotation, cellular component: cytosol; nucleus. The transcript is spliced from 7 exons.
AAUAGCAACAACACGCUUUGACUUAUGUUAUCAUUUCCUGGAAUGGUUUUAACACGUUGGAUGCGGCUGCUGAAUCGAAACCACAGCUAGCUUGUUCAAACAUGUAUUCACGUGCAAGCUAGUUUUUAACCAAUCGAAAUUUUGCACAAUGUCCGUGGUAGUUCGGAGCACGCGGGGCUGGGUUUUAGAUGCGCGAUCACUCAUUGAUGAGGGAUAUUCGCGUUGCCUCCGACUCAGAGAUAAUCAAAAGUCACACGUGAAGUGUCGAUUCAAAAGUCAAUGCUUUCAGAUUUUAAAAAGCCAUUAUAGUGUGAGUGCCAGUGCUGCUGUGGAUGAAGGGAGCACGGAUAUGUUGCAGAAAACAGACAAAGCAUCAAAGAAAAGGAAACGAAAACACAGUGAACUCAACCAGGGGGAAAUUGAUUCCCAGGCCUUCCAUGAGAAGAUCAGGUCUGUUGUCCUUGAGGGAACCAAGUCCCUGGUGGACUCUGCCCGAUCUCUGGGACAUCUAAACGGCGUGACAGACGCAGUGAAGGAGCCUCUUCCCUCUCAGGAGUGCAGCCUCGCUGCUCUCUGUGAAAUGGCUAAAGAGCUUCCUCUAGUGGACGAAGACGAGCAGGAGGAGUGUGUGCAGCUACUUGUUGCUGAAGAUGGCUGCACGUCACACGUUGACUUGUUCUCUCGGGUAACAGAGAACGGGGAGGACUGGGCUACAGUGGUCACACUGAUGGGAGAGGAAUAUGUAAUACCACCACACACAGCCUUCCUGCUGUCUGAUUUCACAAGAAUGCGACCCCUAGUCCACUAUGAAAGAAGAUUUGACUUAAUAGUUAUGGAUCCACCGUGGGAAAACAAGUCUGUGAAAAGGAGUCGCAGGUACAGUUCGUUGCCCUCGUCCCAGCUGAAACGGCUCCCUAUACCAAUGCUGGCAUCCCCGAACUGUUUAGUGGUCACCUGGGUCACAAACCGGCCCAGCCACCUGCGCUUUGUCCGGGAUGAGCUGUAUCCACACUGGGGGGUAGAAGUUGUGGCCGAAUGGUUAUGGGUCAAGGUGACCACAUCUGGACAGUUUGUGUUUCCACUAGAUUCACAUCAUAAGAAGCCGUAUGAAGUGCUGGUGCUGGGCCGAUAUCGUUCCACUGCAGAUAACGCCACAAGCUCUUCAAGGACAUCAGAGGCUCCUGUGGAGGACCAGCGUUUGAUUGUCAGCGUCCCAUCAGCUCUCCACUCCCAGAAGCCCUCACUCUCAGGUAAAAUAGAACAUAACAGUACUGUUGUGUUUUUCUAUGCCACCAGAGGGCAAUGCUGCAACGUCAAAAGAUUGUUAUCUUGCUUUACAGCCUCAGUGAUAGCCCAACAUCGGACUACGCUGACGUUUAAAAUGCACCGUUUUGAUUUGAUUUCAGUAACAGUUACUACAUGCAGUGUGUUUUUAAUGAGGAAUAGACACAUUGAAGUAAUAAAUGUUUUUGUUUUUUUUACGUUAUGUAAUAUCACACUUUUUGAAUGUUUAACUUGAGGAGAAAAAACUUCUCAAACACAACAUGCAGGGUUUCAUUAUAACGGGAGGAAGAGAAUCCUGAACCCAUGACAGGUUUGAUUUGUCAGAGUGGGGACUUCUGCUCAGAUUUAAUCAAAUUUGUCCCGUCUGCACUGAUUGUGGUGUUGCAAGACUUGACUUCCAACAUGGCCUCCCGCUGCUUAGAAUCGAUGUAAAACCUUGACAAUGAAUAUGCAGGGGGCGAUGAAUAAGAGAGGCUUGACGUCAUGUCCCUCCCUCUCAGGGGAACGCGAUUUAUUGUGCAGUAUGGAGAGAAAAACACAGCCAGUGUUUGCCGGCGCUCUUUCAGAAGCACAGAAAAGCCUCCACCUCAAGGGGGGCUGGACACUGUUAAAAUACACUGAUCUAAACCAUAAUGACGGCUUUGUGGAGCUGUGAUACCAUAGAGAUUAUAUAGAUUAGCGAUAGAUAGACAAGACUCUCCGCAGGUUUAAUCAGAACCGGUUUACUUUAUUCCGGCUGCUUUAUUUGCUGUUGUGGAGGCAUUUUCAUAGUAUGAAAUACAGACACCUAAAUUAGACGAGCUCUUAUUAUUAAAAACAAAAAAUACUACUGCUAAAGGGCCAGAAUGAGCAGCAUCUAUAACUGUGGUGUGUGCCUCCGUUGCGUGCGUUUUAACUCCAGUUAGAGGUGUGAGAUGGUGGGUGUGGCUCGAAUCCGUGAGUGUAAUAAUUGUAAAUUGCAGUGUGUCACGAAAGGGGCUUGACCCGACUCUUGCACAGCUGCCAAUGAAAGUGGAACGGUUUAUUUAUUUAACAAUUUGACAAGAUAAUUCAACACCUCGGAGUGUGAAAGGUAAGAUUUCUUUUUCUUUUUGUUCUCUCCUGCAAUAGAUUAUGCAACCGCUAGAAAUUUCAAAUAUGUCUCAAGACCUUUGGCAUUAAUUAACCUGAGCUUUUUUUUUUUAUACUUUCAUCUCAAGCUAUCAUCCCUGUAAUUCUGCUGCACUUUGUCGAGCAUGUCAGAUCUGUAAGCAACAGCAUCGAUGGUGUGAAAGCCACGACCCGCAAGUCUGCAGUGUUGAGAAACCCUGACCCACUUCUCCCUCCCCUCUCAGAUGGGGCUCCUAUCGCAGACAUUUGUGGUUGCUAUGGAGAGAUGUGGGACACCAUUACACUACAACACAUCCUUGCCAGAUGGUCAAGCUGCAGGAGAAAAAACAGUGUUUGCACUAGACAAGACGUGAGGUUUAUUAUUAAUUAGGGCUCCCUACAAACAAAGUCCCGUCCCAGCUCGAUAUUAUAAUUAUGGUUUAAAUAUCUGUUUAUGCACACUAUACAUGUUGGGCUGACGUAGGAAUGGAUUCGUGAGAGUGAUAUAUGCACCAGUAUGUUUUAUUGGCAGCUACAAUAUUUGGCCUAUUUAUAAACUUGUGAAAACAGUCUAUUCAAAGAAAAUAAAAUCCAGAUUAAUAUCAAGCUAUUGAUUCAAAGUGGUUAUUCCAUGUCUUGUAAACUCUGAUGCUAAAGGUCCAAUAGGCUUUUGGCCAAUUGAGGGCGAAGCAACAAGCUGUAAACAGAACAUUGACAUAUUAGCACUUCAUUAGGUUAAUAAAGUGAACAGCUUUUUGCUCGUUUUUGGUCUCCACCAACUCUUUAGCUGCUAAAUGCUCCACUAUGUUUGCCAGUCAGUCACUAACUUUUGUCUGUUUGACGUAUGCUGCUGAGCAUGUAGCUUAAGUAGAUUUUAAAGGUUUUUUUUCACUCAAAAAAAGCCUUCUGCGUCUAGAAAUGACACUGAUGAGAGCGAGGACGUAAAACUAAAACAAUACGCUUAAAGACACUCCAAUGCUCAGUAAGUACCGAGUGGUUGUAAUUCUCAACUAUAGUGACUCACACUAUACAUAGCCAUUUCAUGAUUGGCUAUGAGUCGGAUAACCCUUAUGGUACUGGCAUCGAGAUUCAGAUGGACACAACAAGACCCCGUGGGACUCCACGUGUGUGCUGAGAAUCAAAGUCAUUGAUUAUGUUGAAGGGGAAGAGGACUGAGACUAAUAAGAACAAACAUUACAAUCUACGGCAUCUUCGACUACAUCCAACCAUCCAACAUCCAACCAAGGCAGAAUAUCUAAGAAUGAAUAUGUUACUUGUCCAGAGUUUAGUUAAGAAAAGCCUUCCUUUGCUUUAGGCCACUCUCGGCAGAAGUUUCAUACGUUGUCCCAUUUCAGAGUUAAAGAUGAUAAUUGGACCUUUUAUUCUCCGUUCAACUUUGAGAGCUGAGUCACCGGUUGAAGUUGAAUUAGUCGGAGACCUGCAUGUUUGGCCUUUUCUCUCCGUGACUCUUGUCUCUCUGACGUGCAAAGGAAGAGAAAACUGGGAGGCAGGACUCCACAUUGUGCAGGUUGGAUCGGUUUGGGGAUCAGGCUUUUGGGCUCAUUAACUCCCUGAGUGUUGGCUGAGGCGAGUGUCAGGGUGGUUUGAGCAUGCACAAGAGCAGACAGAGUGUAGCACCGGGGCAGAGGAAGUGAAACGUAUCUGUCAGGUGCACUGCUCCAGGAAUAUCAUCUCUUAUAGACUCAAGGUCGCUGCCACAUAGAAAAACGUGUGCUGUGCUGUGAAGGAGCUGGGCAGUUGCCAGUGUCCUCUGCCUAUUGCAGAGUAACAAGCAAAGUGCCACCAUAAGGAAUGGAAGCAGUGGAGUAACCUUACAACCUGAAUUUGUGUCUUUUAGAGACACUGCACUAGGAAGCCUGGGGAAAAAAAGCUGCAAUGUCAACUCCUUGUCGAUUCAUUUGAAGUAAAUAAAUUGCUGGUGUGUGUUCGGGCCAGGAAUUAUUCAGCCCUUAUCCUUUUCAAUCCUCCAGAUACACACAAAGUACGCAGUUCGUGGAAAAAAGGGGUCCCUCGAGUCAAAAGCUAGUUUUAAGAACAGCAUCAAUUUAUUAGGCUUUAACCAGAGAGGGCAGUAAAACACAGCUUUUAAGCCUUGAAACGGCAAACCCAAGGCAGGCAGAACUGGUUGUUUAUUGGGUCUCUAGGUGAAAUAUACUGUUGCCAUGUGUUGUCUGCAGUUUGCACUUAAUUUAAAUUCUAACGUGACGGGGCACACACGCAAUGCACGGAGAGGGAGAGGAACAGAAUGUCAAUAAGGGCCUUAUUUCGGCCCCGGAGAGGGUUGAACCAGUCACAAUCAUUCCUCUUCCUCGUUUCUCU